Messenger RNA from Aphidius gifuensis, 1389 nucleotides. It is a transcript of the gene POLDIP2, whose product is annotated as polymerase delta-interacting protein 2. The transcript is spliced from 5 exons. Gene Ontology annotation, biological process: error-free translesion synthesis. Bases 114 to 1133 code for a protein of 339 amino acids. Lineage: Eukaryota; Metazoa; Arthropoda; Insecta; Hymenoptera; Braconidae. The record is from RefSeq and is a predicted model, not a curated record. Gene Ontology annotation, cellular component: mitochondrial nucleoid; nucleus. Gene Ontology annotation, molecular function: DNA binding.
CAAUUAAAAAAAAAAAACAUUGUACCGGCGCGCGCAUGCUCUUGUGUAUUUACGCAUUUCUUUCAUGCAUUAAUUUUCAUAAUAAAUAUAUUAAAUGUUAUUAAAUUAAAAAAAUGGAUUUAAUAAGAAUAAUGCUACGUCAAAAAUUAAACAAACCAUUGCUAGAUGUGACAACGAAAUUAUUAACAAUACAAACAUCAAAAUAUGUCAGAUUGGCUGAAGUUGGUAAAUUAGAAACACCAAAACUUCAAGGAAAAUAUGAAACUGGACAAUUUAUUUUACAUCGUGUAUUUGGUUAUCGUGGUGUUAUAUUAUUUCCAUGGUUAGCAAGAGUUUAUGACAGAGAUUUACCAAAUAAAAAAGACAUAAAUGAAGUGGUUAAUAAUAAUAAUAAUGUUGCAAAAGAAGUUAAAGGACGUACACAUACAUUUUAUCAGGUUUUAAUUGAUCAACGAGAUUGUCCAUUUAUUAGAGCACAAACAGAAGCUGUAACAUUUUUAGGCAACAAUGAAAGUAGCAGAAGUCUAUAUGCAAUACCAGGUCUUGAUUAUGUUGCACAUGAAGAUAUACUUCCUUAUUCAACAAAUGACAAAUCAGCAUUACAACAUGAAUUAUUUGAUAAAUUUUUAUCAUUCAAUCCAAAUCAUGAGCCACCUUUUAUGGCCCAAGAGACACUCAGACAGUGGCAACAAAAAAAUCAUCCAUGGCUAGAAUUAUCUGAUGUUCAUAAAGAAACAACUGAACAAGUUCGUGUUACAGUCAUACCAUUUUACAUGGGAUGUAGAGAAACACAAACAACAUCAGUCUACUGGUGGCGUUAUUGUAUCAGACUGGAAAACAUGGGUGACUUGAGUGUUCAGCUACGUGAAAGACACUGGAGAAUUUUUAGUUUAUCUGGUACACUUGAAACUGUCAGAGGACGUGGUGUUGUUGGACAAGAACCAGUUUUAUCAAAAACAUUACCAGCUUUUCAAUAUAGUAGUCAUGUCAGUCUUCAAGCACCAAGUGGACAUAUGUGGGGAACAUUCAGGAUGGAACGUGAAGAUGGAUAUACAUUUGACUGUCGAAUACCACCAUUUUCACUUGAAUCAAAAGUUGAAGAAGAGACAACAACACCAAAUUCAGAUGCAUAAAAUAUUAAUUUUUUAAAAAUAUCCCAAGUCAAAAUAUUAAUUUUACAAGAAAAACUAAUAAUACACCAAAUGAAAUAAUAAAACAUCAUAUGGUAAAAAUGAUAAAAAUAAAAUAAAAUAACGUUAUAAAAAAAAAAAAAAAAAGUUGUAAAUAUAGAAAUAUUUAUUAUAAAAAUUAAAUUUUAAAAAUUUAUUGUAUUAAAAAAAAAAUAAUAAUAAUUACAUUUAAAUAUAAUUUUUUGUUUUUAUUUGCAAA